Protopterus annectens (West African lungfish) is the source of this 1914-nucleotide messenger RNA. RefSeq lists its product as uncharacterized. Lineage: Eukaryota; Metazoa; Chordata; Ceratodontiformes; Protopteridae. The transcript is spliced from 2 exons. The record is from RefSeq and is a predicted model, not a curated record. The coding region runs from base 228 to 1430 and encodes 400 amino acids.
ACUUGAUAGGUGCUGUAGGUGUCUGAUUGCACCAUUAGUGUUGAUUCCUAAGACUGUUUUCAGCUUCUCAUAUGAAUAAGACUGGAUAAAGAGAACUGCACUGGACAAGGGAAGAUUGCCUAGUAAUAAAUACGAAAUCCCACUCAUAAAGUAAGAGCACUGAAGCAGAGGCCAUCAAGACUGUUGCACUGAAGGAUUUUAGCUGAAAAACAUUUAGAAGAAUAAACAUGUCGGGAAGUCUGAAAGAUGUUCUUAUCGAUUCUAAAGAUGCUGUAGUAACAGGAAUGGAGUUGUUCCUACAAGAACCCGAGUUUUUGAUUUGCACAACAGAAAUGCUUUUCCCCCUUGUGGAAGUUGCUACUCCUUUUAUGAAACUGGUACUUCAAAAUGAGGAAAGCAGUGAGGUUAAGUACAUAAAGGAACAGUUUCAGAUGGUGCGGGACAAGUUAGAGGAGAUUGCAGAUCAAAUUGUUGAUAUAAAUAAGGCACUGAAGAAGAAGGAUAUUGACUCAGAGUUUUUUAAAAUAGAAGAAAAUCUUUUAUUCCUCUUUGAAAAAUACCUUGAUAUUUUAGAAGCAAGUCCAAAAUUCAAAGAGGGAAAGAAAACUCAGUUCAUUGAAGAUUACGAGGCUUUCCCUGCAGAAAAAGAUCUAAAUGAGUUAUAUGAUGCAGCAGUGGGGGAUGCAUCAUUUGGGUGUUCCAUCCUUGACUUUGCAAUGGACUACACAGAGAAACAUCGGCGAGCUCUAGAGCAAUAUUUUUCCCGUCUUCUCAGGCUUUUCUAUCUUGGGCUGAUUAUUGUGAUGGGAUACAAGGCUAUCACCAUGGAAUCAGGGGAAAAAUUUAAAAAGCAAUGGAGCGAAAAAAUGCUCAGAGUUGAGGCCAAAAUGAAAUCUUUGAUAGAUGACUGUAUAAGUAACUUUCCACAACAAGCACGGAUUGAUGUUUUAAAAGUGUGUCCUCUGGAGGAAGCUGGCAGAAGUAACAGUGACUUAGCAACUUUAAUUCUUAAUGUGCUGAAGGAGAAAUACGACUGGGUCAGAUGGUCUGUUCACGUUCAUGACCCAUGUACCUCAUGGUUUAAUUACUGGUUCAGUUUCUGGUCAGCUAAAGAAGACUACCACUUGCACACUGGGAAGAGUUCCUUUACUUUUCCAGAAUUUACCAAGCACAAUGUCAUUGUUUCUUACAGCAGUGGCCUCAAACAGCUUGACAGUGCUCUUAUCCAAAAGCUGGUAUGUCACCUCGAGUCAAAGGAUGUAAACUGUGACUUAACCAAAGCCACUUCCUUCCUUAACGAAAAUAUGCCUGGACAUGUAGUCCAUAUCCUUAGGGGAAAUCAGAAGAUGGAAUGUUCACACAACUUUCCUGCUGAUUGCCAUUACAAUGAAAGUUUCCAAAUGUUUCAGUUAUGUAUCCACUCAGAAUGAUUGGUAUCCUAACAUUACCUGGACUUAUAUCUAUUUUGCAGCAUAUUUUCUACUAAUAUUGACAGCAUGAGCAAGCAUGUUGAUAGGAUCCCACAUAAAGGGAAAGAAAGACUGUAGAUCUUAUUUUCUUUAGUGAUUUCAGGAUAAUGCAUGUGCUAUGACAAUGUUAUGAUUUUCAAAGUAGAUGUCCUGUGCUUAAAUCUGUAGUACUUUCCUUUUUUUUGCCAUGAUUUUUAUUUCUACAAGAUAAAUUCUCCCCUUAGACACAGAAAGACCUACGCAGACUUUGAAAGAUUGAUUUUUUUUUUUGUUUUAGAAAAUGUCAUACUGCGUUUUGGUGUGAUGACUUACAAAACAAAUUAGAUUUUAUAGAUGAUUGCUGUGAGUCAAGAAAUGAACCUGGUGUGAAUGACCUUAUUCAGUUUAAAUGUUAAGAUUUACAGCAUUAGGCUUAACAAAAAUAAACUUUGUUUUUGUCUUUUUA